Messenger RNA from Corylus avellana, 1314 nucleotides. The record is from RefSeq and is a predicted model, not a curated record. Lineage: Eukaryota; Viridiplantae; Streptophyta; Magnoliopsida; Fagales; Betulaceae.
GUCAUCCCACAAAUAAAUCAGUGGUCUCUCUGCAUUAUACAAUGUCUUGGAGGAUCUUUUAUAAAUAGCACUAGAAAGAGAGCAACAAUCAUCGAAUUAUAAGCCAUCAGUCCGGUGAUCAAACUGCAUCUCCAAAUCCAACCAUGGAUUCCCACCGCCAGCUCCUUCAGAAUCUCCUCUACCCUGGCGGUACGAUGACCAAGGAUCCCUACCAGCGCCUUCAGAUCGUCCUCAACCCUGACGGUACAAUGACUCGCCUCAAAACUCCAGAGACCCCGCCCACAUCCGAUCCGAGCCCUGGUAUCCCAGUUCUCUCUAAAGACAUUCCCAUCAACCAAUCAAACAACACCUGGGUCAGAUUGUUCCUACCACGGGAAGCAUUUGAUAACUCACCCACUAAGCUACCCCUCGUGCUUUACUACCAUGGGGGAGGGUUCAUCCUGUUCAGUGCGGCCUCAUCACCUUUUCAUGAUUUUUGCGUGAAUAUGGCGACUGAACUCCGUGUCAUCAUCGCAUCGAUCGAGUACCGUCUUGCACCGGAGCAUCGCCUGCCAGCGGCUUAUGAUGAUGCCGUGGAAGCGUUGCACUGGAUCAAAACCGCCCAAGAUGAUUGGUUAAGAAAGUAUGCUGAUUUUUCUACUUGUUUUAUCAUGGGCAGUAGUGCUGGGGGUAGCAUAUCCUACUAUGCAGGACUACGUGCAGCUGCAGAAGUUGACCAUUUAGAGCCGUUGAAGAUCCGAGGGCUAAUACUGCAUCAACCAUUUUUUGGUGGGAUCCAGAGGGCUGGGUCAGAGUUGACUCAUAUUAAUGACACUAUUUUGCCCCCAUGUGUCACUGAUGUUAUGUGGGAGUUGUCCCUGCCAAUUGGGGUUGACCGUGAUCAUGAGUAUUGCAAUCCGACGGUGGGCGGUGGAUCCAUGCUCUUAGAGAAAAUCAAGGUGCUAGGAUGGAGGAUUUUUGUGAGUGGUUGUGAUGGGGACCCAUUAUUUGACCGACAAGUUGAGCUGGUGAAGAUGUUGGAGCAGAAGGGUGUACACGUGUCGGGUCAUUUUGGCGUUGGAGAUUUUCAUGGGGUUGAAUUUACUGACCCUUCGAAGGCCAAGGCAUGGUUUAGAGUAGUUAAGGAUUUUAUUGCAUCUUGCUAGGAUGCAUAAGACAUGAAUAAAUGAUGUUCAGUGAUUGAAUUAUGCUGCUAAAUCUUAAGGGUUUCUCAAUAAAAUCUUUUGUUUCUUGAAUAAUAGCAUCUUGCAAUAUUUCAAAAAUAGUUUAUAAAUCCUCUAACGCUUCAAGGUUCAUACCAAAGUAGCAUCAGAG